This is a messenger RNA of Arachis stenosperma, 2101 nucleotides long. Its product is annotated as GTP-binding protein BRASSINAZOLE INSENSITIVE PALE GREEN 2, chloroplastic. NCBI's taxonomy places the organism in Eukaryota, Viridiplantae, Streptophyta, Magnoliopsida, Fabales, Fabaceae. The transcript has 4 exons. Gene Ontology annotation, cellular component: mitochondrion. Gene Ontology annotation, molecular function: GTP binding. The coding region runs from base 297 to 1907 and encodes 536 amino acids. The record is from RefSeq and is a predicted model, not a curated record.
UAGCCUCACCCCCGCUGAAAGGAGGAGCCGUGUUUGCCGCCGUCCGUCGCAUUCAGGGGCGUGUCUCCUCGUGUCUUCGUGCGUCGCAGGCGUUCAAGUCUUCAUCUGUUCGCAAUCAUCAGUCGCUGGCUCGCAGGUUCUUCCUCGAGCUCGGCGUCCGUUGUCUUCGUCUGUCGCCGCCCGUCCUCCUCUGCGAUCGAAGAAACCUUGCCCACUCAAAGCUCUCUUCAGUUUUGGUAGCACACUCAAAAUUCCAGAUACAAAACUGCCCAAAGUUUUCGCCACAACCCACAAUUAUGAUUAGGUUGUUCUCUUCACAGCCUGGAGAUUCAGCUUUGAAACAAAAUUUGCCUAUCUCGCGUGACGGUAAUUAUGAUGAAGGGACAUCCCCAUCUGUUGUUUGCCCUGGCUGUGGUGUUUAUAUGCAGGAUUCCAACCCUAAGCACCCUGGGUAUUUUAUUAAACCCUCUGAAAAGGACCUGAACUAUAAAUUGUUUAACAAUCUUGAACCUGUUGCAGAAGAGCCUGAGUUCUCCAAUUCUGUUAAAAGAGGGAUUGUUAUUGAACCUGAAAAGCUUAAUGAUGAUGAUGCAAACUUGAUCAAGAAACCAGAGAAGCCAGUGGUAUGUGCACGCUGCCAUUCGUUGAGGCACUAUGGGAAAGUAAAGGACCCAACAGUAGAGAACUUGUUACCGGAUUUCGACUUUGAUUAUACGGUGGGAAGGAAGUUAGCAUCAACAUCAGGGACCCGAUCAGUGGUGCUGAUGGUUGUGGAUGCAGUGGAUUUUGAUGGAUCAUUUCCACGGAAGGUUGCAAAAUUGUUGUCUAAGACAAUUGAGGAUCAUUCCGCUGCAUGGAAGCAAGGCAAGUCAGGGAAUGUGCCAAGAGUGGUACUUGUGGUGACAAAGAUUGACUUGUUGCCUAGCUCAUUGUCACCAACAACAUUGGAGUAUUGGAUUAGGCAAAGAGCGAGAGAGGGUGGAAUUAACAAGAUUACUAGUUUGCACAUGGUGAGUUCACUGCGGGAUUGGGGACUGAAGAACCUAGUCGACGAUAUAGUUGCACUAGCUGGGCCUAGAGGGAAUGUCUGGGCUGUUGGGGCACAGAAUGCAGGAAAGAGUACAUUAAUAAACUCAAUAGGGAAGUAUGUUGGGGGGAACAUUACACAUCUGACAGAAGCACCUGUGCCAGGGACGACACUCGGCAUUCUCAGAGUGGAGGGUGUCCUUCCAAGGCAGGCAAAAUUAUUCGAUACACCUGGCCUUCUUCAUCCUCACCAGAUCACAACACGGUUGACGAGGGAAGAGCAAAAGCUUGUUAACAUGGGCAAGGAGUUGAAACCUAGGACAUAUAGAGUUAAGGUUGGUCAUUCUAUUCACAUAGCUGGUCUAAUGAGGUUGGAUAUUGAAGAAACAUCCCUAGAUACUAUUUAUGUCACAGUGUGGGCAUCUCCUUAUCUUCCACUGCAUAUGGGUAAAAUAGAAAAUGCACCCAAAAUAUUCCAAGACCAUUUUGGCUGCCAGCUACAGCCUCCAAUUGGAGAGAAACGAGUUCAAGAGCUUGGGAAUUGGGUGAGAAGGGAGUUCCAUGUUAGUGGGAACAGUUGGGGGUCAAGUUCUGUAGACAUUGCUGCUUCUGGGCUUGGUUGGUUUGCCAUUGGACUCAAAGGAGAUGCAGUUUUAAGUGCUUGGACAUAUGAAGGUGUUGAUGUUAUUCUUCGUAAUUCUUUAUUACCUUACAGAUCACACACCUUUGAAGUUGCUGGAUUCACAGUUUCCAAGAUUGUGUCUCAGUCUGACAGAGUUCUAAAUAAGUCACAUCAAAGAAGUGAUAAAAAAGCCAAAGGGGUUGACUCAAAAGCACCAUUAUCGAGUGAUCUUGACUCAUCAAUGUUGACAUCUAACUGAAGCAUGUAACACUGGUUAUCACAGUAAUGUGACAAUGAAAAAAGUGAUUUUGACUUUUUUUGGAUACAUCUAAAAAUUAAUGUAUUUGUAUUUAAUUUUUAUCCAGUAUUAAUCCAUGAUUGUACCCAAAAAAAAAAAAAAAUAGUUAAAAUGACAAUUAUUGUAAACUGGAAAUAAAAAUAGAAAUAGAAAUU